AUGUCUGGACCAAAGAUCCCAACCGAGCAAUGGGCUCAAGUCAUCGACAAGGUCGGUGGCCCUCUUCAAUACAAGAAGAUUCCAGUUGCAAAGCCUGGCCCAGAGGAAGUCCUCGUCAACAUCAAGUACUCUGGUGUUUGCCACACUGAUCUCCAUGCCGUCAAUGGUGACUGGCCCAUCCCAACCAAACUACCCCUGGUUGGUGGUCACGAAGGUGCUGGUAUUGUCGUUGCACGUGGUGAACUCGUCACCGAUGACAUCUGCAAGAUUGGCGAGGCUGUCGGUGUCAAGUGGUUGAACGACUCUUGCCUUUCUUGCACUUUCUGCCAACAAGCCGAUGAACCCCUUUGCUUGACUCCCAAGCUUUCAGGCUACACUGUUGACGGAUCUUUCCAACAAUACGCCAUUGCGUCCGCACGACAUGUUGCACAUAUCCCAGAAGGUGUUCCCCUUGAUGAGGUAUCACCAGUCCUCUGCGCCGGUAUCACCGUCUACAAGGGAUUGAAGGAGUCCGGUGCUAAGCCCGGUCAGACCGUUGCCAUUGUUGGUGCCGGUGGCGGGUUGGGCUCUCUUGCCGUCCAAUACGCAAAGGCCAUGGGUCUACACUCCAUCGGUAUUGAUUCUGGUGAGGAGAAGAAGGCUCUUGCCACCAAAUUGGGUGCUUCGGCAUUCAUCGAUUUCGCAACAUCCAGCGACAUUGUCAAGGAUGUCAAGGCUGCCACCAAGGACGGUCUUGGUCCCCAUGCCGUCAUCCUCGUGGCUGUCAACGAGAAGCCCUUCCAACAGGCUGCUGAAUACGUCCGACCCAGAGGUACCGUCAUUGUCAUCGGUCUCCCAGCCAAGGCCUACAUCCGAGCACCAGUCUUCGAGUCUGUCCUCAAGAUGAUCAGAAUUCAAGCUUCAUACGUCGGUAACCGACAGGAUAGUGAGGAGGCUUUGGACUUCUUCGCCCGUGGUUUGAUCAAGGUUCCCUUCAAGACUGUGGAUCUCAAGGAUCUACCAAAGGUUUACGAAUUGAUGCACGCCGGACAGAUCGCAGGACGAUAUGUCCUCAAGAUGCCAGAUGCCGAGUAA
This is a messenger RNA of Exophiala bonariae, 1074 nucleotides long. It is a transcript of the gene ADH1, whose product is annotated as alcohol dehydrogenase. Bases 1 to 1074 code for a protein of 357 amino acids. The record is from RefSeq and is a predicted model, not a curated record. NCBI's taxonomy places the organism in Eukaryota, Fungi, Ascomycota, Eurotiomycetes, Chaetothyriales, Herpotrichiellaceae. Gene Ontology annotation, molecular function: alcohol dehydrogenase (NAD+) activity; zinc ion binding. Gene Ontology annotation, cellular component: cytoplasm. The transcript has 2 exons.